AUGGCCAGCGUGCCGUCCCGCAGCGGCCUCCCGCUCUCUCCCGGGAAGAAACAUCCGGCGUCUCCUUCUCUUUUAAAGCAUACUUCUUCGUCUUCGCCCGUCUCACUCACCCAGAACUUUUCUUCGAAGGCCUCGCUUCCGUGGCCAGCGCGCCCCCAGUCGCCCCAGAAACCCCUGAAAGGUACUAGUCAGAGACCUGAUGCACCUUCUCCUGUGCUGAAGAAACAGAAAGACUCAUCUUCUCCUACCAGAGAUAAGGACGUCAACGGGGGCGUCCCUGUCGAGAUGGAAUGCUCGCGCGACCACAGCCGUAAAAUGCCCGCCUCCCCCGCGCAGCCUUCAGGUGUACAUACACCGCACACGGAGCGAACUGAGAGGCCCAGCGGCAAGCACAGCAGUUCCCUUUCCUCUGCUACUUCUUCCUCAUCUUCCUCCUCUUCUUCCUCCGCCUCUUCUCCCUCGAAAAUUCCGCGAAUCUCCUUCGGAGGUGGCGCUUCCGUCUCAGGCGAAAGCGCCGCGAAGGACGCGAAAAAGGCGCACACGAAAAGCGAGAAAAUGUCAAGCGGCGAAGGGCCUGAAAGGGCGCUCUCGACUUCCCCUGUGAAGAGCACGGGCUCGUUUUCUCCUCUGGCGAAAGGGGAGAAAAGGCGAAAAACCUCGGCAGGCGAACUGCCCACGCGCGCAGAAUUGGCCGUGUCGCCCCUGAUAGAGCAGAAAGGCCCCAGGCGCGGGGACGCAGGAGGUCUCCGCCAGCGCGAGGGCGAAGAGGGCGAGAAGGUGAACCAGCGCAAGAAGACGCGCGGAUCGGCUGAGGCGAGGGCCACGCACGCCGAGGGGGCGGGGGCGGCGGCCACCAAGCCAGCACAGAAGACUGCCGCGUCCUCUGCAUCUGCGAGGGCGCCUGCGCACGACGGCGCCAAAGUGGCGAGAGAGAAGAGCAGACACCUUGGAAGCGACGUGUCCCCCGCUCAGAGGUCUCCUGUCCGCGACGGGGGGUCGUCGGUUAAGAAACUCACCUCUCUCUCCCAGAAGCCGCAGGUAAAGUCUGCGCACGCGUCGGCGUCUUCUGCGUCGUUCAACGGCGAAAGUGCCUCUGCGACGAGCGGAGGCACAGUGAACCGCAAGCCACACGCCGCGCUCUCGUGCCGCGCGGCUGCAAAGUUGCAGCCGCGCGAGGCGAUUCCGCAUUUGACGCUGCCGCGGAUCGCCGAGCUCGCCGCUGAAGCCCGCGCUCUAGGCGCCCAGGGCCCGCAGGCGAGGGGCGCCGGCGAGAAAAAGAGCCAGGACAGGACACAGCCCGGCGUCUCCGCCGCCAAUGUGAAUAUUGCGGCGAUCGCUGCGUUGGACUUGAGCGAGCGUGAGGCGGAGCGCGUGGACGAUCUCUCGUGCUACAAGAGCCUGAAGCGCCUCGACGUGAGCGGAAACAAACUUGCGGAAGGCCUUGGAUUCCUCUCGAUGAACCUGGAGUUGCGGUGGCUGAAGGCUGCGGGCAGUCUCCUCGAAGGCGGAGAAACGCUCAAAUACGCCAUCAUGAACCUCUCCAACCUCCUCGUCCUCGAUCUCAGCGGCAACCAAAUUUCGCGUCUCGAAGACUUUGCGCCACUGAAGAGUUUGAAGACUCUCGUCCUGAGCGGGAACGAAAUACAGCGUGUUUCCUUCUCGUCGUCUCCGCUGUCGACCCUCGAGUGCCUGAUCUUGUCGCGCAACAAGAUCCAGGAAGUUGAAAAGCCGCCGCGGCCGCUGACGCAUCUCAAGAAGCUAUCUUUGUCAGACAACCGCCUCAAGGUUUUUCCCUUCUCAGGGCAGUUCCCUGCGCUAGCGGAGCUCCGUCUAAACGGCAACAGUUUGCUCUCGGUCGGGACUGGCGUCAUUUGCAUGUCUGAGUUGAAGAUCCUCGACCUUGGCCGCAAUCAAUUCCAUCGAAUCGAGGGGGUAAAAGCUCUGGCGCAGCACCUGAAGCUGACGCAGCUGAAUCUUCUUGGAAAUCCUCUGAUGACAGCGCCCGCCGUUCUGAAGGACGUGGAGAUGCAGGUGGUCGCCAGCUUGCCGAGUCUGAAGAUUUUCAACUCGAAGCCGCUGGAACCCCGCCCGGUGAAUCCGCGGAAGGAGCUCUGGAAGCAGCGACAAGAAGCCGCGCGGAAGGCGCGCGCGAACGGGGCGGCGGGGCCAAGCAGCGAAGCGCCAGGGGGCACGGAGGCGAAGAAGGACGCGCCUGUCGCGGACGCAGGCGAGAAGAAAAAGGCCUUCCCCCACAAGGGGGGGCCCGCACCCGGGCGGCCGCAGCUGAAGAAGCCCUUCAAGAAGCCAAACUUGGGGGGCAACCACCACGGCGGAGCGGGACAGCAACACAGGGAAAAACACGAAAAAAACGGAGAAAAACCGCACGCCGGGGGCUUCAAGCGGAACGCUGGACCGGCGACUGGGGAGUCGAGAGUCGGGCAUGCGAAGAAAAGAAAAUUUUAG
This is a messenger RNA of Besnoitia besnoiti, 2463 nucleotides long. RefSeq names its product leucine rich repeat-containing protein. The transcript has 7 exons. The record is from RefSeq and is a predicted model, not a curated record. NCBI's taxonomy places the organism in Eukaryota, Apicomplexa, Conoidasida, Eucoccidiorida, Sarcocystidae. Gene Ontology annotation, molecular function: protein binding. Bases 1 to 2463 code for a protein of 820 amino acids.